Messenger RNA from Lolium perenne, 1302 nucleotides. Its product is annotated as putative FBD-associated F-box protein At5g56440. The record is from RefSeq and is a predicted model, not a curated record. NCBI's taxonomy places the organism in Eukaryota, Viridiplantae, Streptophyta, Magnoliopsida, Poales, Poaceae. Gene Ontology annotation, molecular function: protein binding.
AUGGAGCACGACCGUAUCAGCCUCCUCCCCGAUUGCAUGCUAGGCAGCAUCGUCUCCCUCCUUCCGCUCAAGGACGCCGCCUCCACCAUGGUGCUCUCCCGGCGCUGGCGACACAUAUGGUCGUCCCUACCGCUGGACCUCGACCUCGACAUCAGGUCUCGCCACAAGGGUCUGCUCUCCGAUCCAUUAAACGACAGCCGCGUAAUAUCAGCCAUCCUCUCCUCCCACGGCGACGGAGCGGCGCCUAUCCGACGCUGCUUCCACGCAGGCACCCGCGCAGACUGCUCGACCGGCGACUGGGUGCAGAUCCUAUCGCAGAGGCGCAUGGAUGGCAGCCUCGUCCUCAAGUUCGCGAUCGUCGGGGCGCGUCCGCCGCUUCCCCUUGUCCUGCUGGCGAGCGCCGGCGCCGCGCUCCGACACUUGGACCUCGAAUGGUGCCGUGUCCGCGGCAUCAUCCCUCCUACGGGUCUGGCGUUCCCUAACCUAGAAAAGCUCCGCCUGUCCCGCAUGGUGAUCCCCGAGAGGCUGCUGAACGCCAUAAUCGCCGCCUGCUCUGCACUCCGGGAGCUGUACCUUGACAGCGUCUAUGAGCUCCGCCGCUUUGUCCCACGCUCCCGUACCCUCACCCACUUGUACAUCAGGCCGGAGGUCCCGCUCGACGAGAUCUCCUUCAGGGACACGCCAAAUCUUGAAAAACUCGUCUUCUUGUUUGUCGACGUGUGGCGCCUAUAUCCCGCCAUUGUCACAAAACCUGGCCUGCCUUCUAGGGUAGACCUUGUACUUCCACCGCUAGAUUCGCCCAGCUUUGCGAUUAUGCCUAAGAGUUCGAUAUCCAUCGUAACAACACUCCAUCUCACCAUCAAAUUCAGCGAUGGUGAGGAACUCAGGAAGGCUUCCGACAUGUUAAGCUUAUUCCCAGCUUUGCAGGUUCUUCGGAUUUUGUGCUUCAGCUCUAGUUCGAGCGAGGAUGAAGACAUAUUUGGGCAGUGGCAACCGGCAGCUGACAAAAUUAUGUGCCUAAAUAAGCAUCUCAAACGUGUGGUAUUUGUAGAGUAUCGUGGCACUAAAGGGGAGAUGGAAUUUUCAAGAUUCCUCAUGGCCGGAGCAAAAGUUUUAACAAGAAUGCAAAUACUUUAUUCUGGUAACUGGAGUGAUAAGAGAAUCAGCACCCAGAAGGACUUGAUAUGUAUGGGUGGUAGAGCAUCGUCCGAAGCUCAAGUUAACUUUGAGAAGUUCAGUCACACCAUACAUGGUAAUCUAAGAAAUGUUCGCUGCCAUGUGCACCAACUUUGCAUAGUUUGA